GAUGAAGCCAACAGUAACUCGGAGAUGAUGGCAGUACCACUCCAGCUCUCUCUGGUGUUCGUGUAAUCGCUAUUUUUGAACGCUGUUGAUGAUCAUAAGCGAUGGAGGGUAUUUCCUCUUCCCGGCCCGAGCAUCUGGUGCUGUUAGUGAGUAAGCUGAAGGAAGUGUUCGACAUGUGUGAUGAAGAUGAAGACGGAUUUAUACGAGUUGAGCACUUCGUGCAUCUCGGAAGGCAGUUCGGCCAAACGGACGAGGAGAUAAAGAAGUUUGCGGAGUGUCUGGACCCGAACGCUAACGGCAAGAUCGGCUUCAAAGAUUUCUGCCAUGGGGUGUUCGCCAUUAAAGGUUGUGAUGAGAUCCUGAAGAACGUUCUGGAUUCAACCUCGAUGGACACACACACAUAUCAAACAGACAACAGCUUCUAUUAUCAGAUCGGUGAUGAGAGUGCCGUUACGCUACCCUGCCUGUUGUACCCCCUUGACUCUGAAAUGGACAGCAGCGGGGGGUCCGAGUCCUCUGACGUUCGCCAUGACGACAAAGAGGAAGCCCUUGGCGGACUGUUUCUUCCUGGAAACAGUUCACAUCAACUUGUCUCGUCGGCCGCGGCGUCUGUCAUUUCAGCCGAGGAGCAGUUUGAAGAUUACGGGGAAGGAGAAGAUGUCGAUUUUAUUCCUAGUAGCCCCUGUGCUGAUGACGACACACGGACUAAUGGAUUUUCGGAUCUAGGCUCCUCGCUGCCUUCCAGUGCUGGGCAUACCCCUCAGAAAAUCAGACACUUUUACAACAGUGAGCUGCUGGAUGUUUAUUGCUCCCAAUGCUGUAAGAAAGUGAACUUGCUCAACGACCUUGAGGCUCGACUCAAGAACCUCAAAGCCAACAGUCCAAACAGGAAGAUCUCCAGCACAGCUUUUGGACGACAGCUUUUCCAUCACAGUAAUUUCAGCAGCAGUCAUGGCAGCACUGAGGAUUUAUUCCGCGACAGCAUCGACUCCUGUGACACUGACAUCACUGAGAAGGUGAGUUACCUGGAGAAGAAGGUGACAGAGCUGGAGAAUGACAGCCUUGCAAAUGGAGACCUGAAAUCCAAACUGAAACAGGAUAACACACAGCUGGUUCACAGAGUACAUGAGCUGGAGGAGCAGAUUAAGGACCAGGAGGCACGAGCUGAGCAAAGUUUGGAGGAGGAGCUGAAGAGACACCGAGAGAAUUACAGCAAGAUGGAGAAAGACAAGAGCAACCAAAUAGAGCUCCUCUCUAAUAGAGUACAGCAGCUCGAGGAGGAGAACUCUGAGAUGAAGGUGAACGUUUGCCGAUUAAAGUCUCAGACCGAGAAACUGGACCAGGAGAAGCAGCGCAUGACGGAUAAACUAGAAGACACGAGCCUGCGUCUAAAGGAUGAGAUGGAUCUGUAUCGGAAGAUGAUGGACAAACUGUGGCAGAACAGACAUGAAUUUCAGAAAGAACGAGAGGCCAUGCAGGAAUUGAUCGAGGACCUGCGUCGGGAGCUGGAGCAUCUGCAGGUGUUUAAGUUAGAAACGGAGAAACCUGGGCGUGGUAGAAACUGCUUGUCUGAAUUCAGUGCUAGAACACGCGAGAUCGAGCUGGAGCAUGAAGUCAAACGCCUGCGACAGGAAAACCAUAAACUGCGGGACCAGAACGACGAUCUGAAUGGGCAGAUUCUCAGUCUCAGUCUGUACGAGGCUAAAAACCUCUUUGCUUGCCACACUAAAGCUCAGAGUCUCGCCACCGAGAUUGACAACGCUUCCAGAGACGAGCUGGUCGAGGCUCUGAAAGAACAAGAGGAAAUCAACUUCCGCCUCCGGCAAUACAUGGAUAAGAUCAUCCUGGCUAUACUGGACCACAAUCCCUCCAUCCUGGAAAUCAAGCACUAGACCUGUCCUGAAGAAGUAAAGGUUGGCAUGUUGUGCCACCUUGUGGCCGUGGGAGUGAGGCAUACCAACAUUUCCACCUCACAUCUGUAUCAGGAGAUCAUACUGAAGAGAUAAUUAAAAAAAAAAAAAAACAGAAAAAAAAAACAAGUGAUCCAUCUAGAAUAUAAUGUCAAAUGUAUUCUUCGUUAUACACUCAAUAUUGUGUACACACAUUCCACUCGGGUCUAUUAGUCAGGUUGCACUGAGAACUGUUUUCGAUUGUGUCGGUUAUCUCACACUGCUACACGACGUUGUUCCUCACUUAAAUCAGUCCAGGAUGGUUUGACAAUAAAGCAUCGUACAAAUAGCACUUUGCUGACCAUAUAGCACCUUUGCCAAUGUCUGUUCUAGAACAAUUCUCUGCUUUUCCAUCACCGCUGAUGUCUGAACGCAGCUGAAACGAAACGGAGCAGUUUUAUCUGGAUAGCUCUGUCUCCGGUCAUACUGAGCCCGAUAUUAAACACUGAAAAGACAACAUUGCUGUGCAUCGACAUGCAACGAUUAAACGCCUGCCUCUUACUGCCGUCUGAUUUUUACGACGUCAGCACACACAGGUACAUCCGAUCUAGUCCCGGUAGAUAAAAUCAUAGUCUAGCUGUACCCCCAUGAUGCACUCUGAAAUGUCACGUUAUUAUAAUGAAGAAAUAGGAUUUCCAUCUCAUGUCGUCUUGAGGUUUUUACGAGUUUGAGAUCUGUUGUAAAUUGUAUAGAAAUUAAUCCACUUCUAUUGGGGGAGGGGUGGGGGCGUGGUUUGGUGGUUCACUGAAGCAGCACCGGCUUCAUGUCAGUGUACUAGAGGAACGUACUGAGCCAUAAUCAGUUAUUAGACUUUAUUAUUAUUAUUAUUAUUAUUAUUAUUAUUAUUAUCAUCAUUAUUAGACUGGGUUCUUUUGCAUCUUACACCAGAUGUGAAAAGUUUGGACCCCUGAUAUAACUGUACAUGCCUGUAGAAUGGCGAAUCUUUUCUGUUGCAAUAAGGAAAUGCUGAAGGUUCACCAUCAUGCUGUACAGCAUCAUUUUAAAAAAAAGGACGUAUAGACAGUGUCACUUGUGUCCCUAAACACACUGAGGUCCAUCAUGGAUACUAGCAAAAAUAAAAUUAAAAUUAAAUGAAA
This is a messenger RNA of Ictalurus punctatus (channel catfish), 3046 nucleotides long. RefSeq names its product RAB11 family interacting protein 4 (class II) a (gene rab11fip4a). Gene Ontology annotation, cellular component: cleavage furrow; midbody; recycling endosome membrane. Lineage: Eukaryota; Metazoa; Chordata; Actinopteri; Siluriformes; Ictaluridae. The coding region runs from base 102 to 1892 and encodes 596 amino acids. Gene Ontology annotation, molecular function: calcium ion binding. The transcript is spliced from 15 exons. Gene Ontology annotation, biological process: regulation of cytokinesis; endocytic recycling. The record is from RefSeq and is a predicted model, not a curated record.